AUGGCUGCAUUAAAUGCUCUGAUGCAAGUCGCAACUACUACAUCUCACGGCCUGCUAGCCAUCAAGUGGGUUCUGGCUGGGGAUGAAGCUGGGUUUCCCUUGGUUGCAAGCCUGUCUCUUGUGGCAAUCAACACAGAGCUCUUGGUAAGGGUAGCGGCUGUGGUACACAUGAGAAGCAUCCUGGCACACCUGGCAACAAGUAGAGACUAUCGCAUUGACUUCGGAGACAUUGGCAGCCUGAUGGGGACGCCGUUUGGUCUGGUAUGCAUAGCCUGGAAUGUCACAGUUGCGCUUGUUUUGCUUGUGUGUACGUUGGAGCGUGUUUCGGAGCUGUGGAGAUUGCUCCCAUGGGUUGCAACUGCAGUAGGGAGCCUGCUUUGGGCCAACACUACUUUCAAAGGGAUCGGCGCAUCAACAUGGAAGGACAUGGAGGUCGUAGCAACAACAUCCACCCCAGUAGCAACUGUGUCUGAGUUCUUGGCACUAGUGAACGAGGAAGAUGCUAUGUCGGUCGUGGAAGAUUUUUGUGAGGAGCGCUCGAACUGGUGGUGUAGACUCGUAGCAACCUUGGGUACAGCACGCAGGCUGAGCUUGGAGGACAGGCUUCUUGAAAGACAUUGGAUGGCAGUGCUUUUUGCUGCAUUUCCAGAGCAUCCGAAGAUGCGAGUGCUUCACACCAUGUCCUUUGCCUUCUUCAAGAUGCUACCCUUUGUGAUGCCUGCCUUGCUCGUGGUCUACAGCCUGUCAAGAAUGCCACAGAUUGCGGCCCUUGAAGUCCUUGGUUGUGUGGUUUCGCCUGCCUUCGUCCCAGCCUCCUCAGAGUAUUUCCUUUCGCUGGAGCCUGGAUGGAACGCAGAGCUCAGUCUGAAGUUUGAGAUGGAGGUGGGUCAAGCAUCAAGGGUGCGCUUUUGCUGCAGCGGGCGCUGUACAACCCUUGACUCCACAAGACGCAAGCAUUCGGAGGACUUGCUCAUGACCGCGCAAGUUCCCAAUAGUGACUUUGGUGCCUGCUCCUUGAGUCUGCAUGGACUUCGCACUCGCGAGUAUGCUUUCACAGUGGUGGCACUGCAAGGUGUACAAGGCUCUGCAUCUUUCGGCAACCACACCACAUCCUUUCCCACCUAUGCGAUCAAAGAUCGCAACUACGAGGUGGAGCACUCAGGGCAGUGGUGUGGGGCUAGCACAGAACUAGAAGGCUGCCGCCCGGUGGAGGUUUUCUCCGAGGGUGCAGGCAUCUAUGCUGUUCAGGAGGGGCAGCUGGGUGGCGGAACAUACAGCUUGACCCUGACCUUGCGGCCAAAGCCCUCGAAGCAUGUCUUUGGCCUGGACCACUUGAACUGUUCCUACACUUUUCAGGUGCGUGUCGUCAACCGGGAGGUGAGGCUAGCGCAGCUUGCUCAAGACGUUGCGGAGCGUCGUGCUACCGUGGAUGCUCUCGAAGGCUUUGAUCAAGGAGGCGAUGCUGAGGCGGCCCAGCAGAGAUACCAAAAAGCCUUGCGAGAGCGGGACAGCUUGCUGAAGGACGUCUACAAGGCCAAGCAGGCUGAGCCCAUAGGCGGAAGGGGUACAGUGACCUUCCUCGCUGUUGGUCUGACGGGAACCGGCAAAUCGGAGCUCUGCCAUUGGAUGACGGGAAACAAAACGGCAUGCUCGCCGAGUGCCACCAUGCAAUCACACACCAGCACGGUGACCUUCCUGAAGACAAAUCCCUUCAACGAUUCCCACAUUUUGACAGAAUUGGAGUGGAUUGAUACACCAGGCAGAGGGGAUACAAGGGGCGAAGCGACAGAUGAGAAGAUGUGGAACCAGACCAUAGACGAGAUACUUCGUAAAAGCCAGGACCAGCGGAUUGAUCGCAUUGUCUGGGUGGUGAAUGCUGCUUGGCAGCGCGGCGUGGCUAUGCGGGAGAUGAUGCUCAAGGAGUUACGCCGUUCUUUCGGAUAUCACUUGUAUAAACAUUUGGACAUUGUGUUCAACUUUCUGCCGCACAUACCAAACAAGACUGAGUAUCGAGAGGAGGUUCUGAUUCCUCAGAGGGAGAAGUUCACAAAUUGGAUCAUGGAGCAGGAGGACAAGCUUUUCAAUUGGUCGCCAAAGCUCCGAAAAGAAGUUUCAGCCGAAGUGAACUGUACUGGCUUCUUCGGAGUCAGCAUUGAUCCAGCCUACUUGGCGGACCGCCCGGCAGAGUUGCCUUUGUCAGCACCAUACCUUGGCUGGUUCACACCCUUUUCGUACCCCGCUGGCAUGGACGAGCUCAUGAGAAUGUUCAAGAAGUCGGCUAGUGAUGAUGGCGCUGGACUGCUUCUGGCUGACAAGCACCCACGAACUGGCCCAGGCAUCUUGCAAAAAGCCAGCCUGGUGGCUUAUGUCUGUGGGCUGCGUCCUGAUGAGAAGGAGCAGGCCUUGCUGAAGUCGGGUAUCGUGGCCGUUCACAUGCAGGUUGAAGGCGAGCACCUCGACUCGGGUGAUGGCGUUAUUAUGAUGCCGAGCACGACUUCCUGUGGAGAUCCAGGUGUGAGUGACUGGCCAGAGAUGCUUGCCAGUGUUGGGCAACAACGUGAGCACAACGACACACAUGCACUAUACCGUGUGCCUUGGCGGCCAUCACGCACACAGUUCUGCUUCUGUGAGGCACCAGCUUGCAAUCAGUCCUGGCGCUUCGGGCAGUCUGCACCCGAAAGACAGAUUCGGCCAUCGGAGGAAAAGUGUCCAAAUCCCAUUGGGUACAAAAAGUUGGAUCGGGAUCUAUCCUAUGCAGGGCUUGUUGCUGUUGGUGACCUCAUUGUCGCCCCACCAGACGAAGCAGAUGCUAUCAUGCUGCUGAACGCCACAAGCGGACAAGUACAAAAAGUGGCCGUGAACCAGAGCUUAAAUCGGACACGACCUGCGAAAGCAGGAUCGGAUUUGAACGGAGACGAAGAUUCGGAGAUGACGACGACGACUGCGAUCCCCGGCUUGGUUGGCAAUGAUGCCCAAUGGUGUGGUGUAGCCACAGACGGCAGACAUGUAUAUGCAGCUCCUUGGAAUGUCAUGGAUAUCCUUGUGUUCAAUGUGGCCACAAGAUCCAGCUAUGGAAUACCACUUGAUGAUCACAUCGAUGCUAACGACAGGUUCAUCGACAUAGCAGUAGGCGACAACAAGUUGUACUUGCUGCCUGGGCGUGGACGAAUACGUUUAGCCGUUGUUGACUUGGGAAGCAAGGAUGUACAGCUGAAGGACCUUUCCAAUUACAGCGGUGGUCAGCAGGAGGCUGACUCGCCCUGGCUCGGAGCAGUUAUUGACAGUGGCAAGCUAUUCCUGAUCCCGCACAGCUCACCGAACCUAGUAGUCAUGGACACCAAAUCUGAAAAGAUCAUCAAAGUUGACGCUUCCGAUAAGGCGAUUGAGGGUUUCGGUUCUCUGGGGCUAUAUCUAUGGGCUGGUUGCGUGCAAGCAGAGGGCUAUGUGUAUGCCGUUCCGCAUGAUGCAGAGAGGAUUCUGGUGGUGGAUGUGAAGCGGCCUCAGGAGCUUGAGGCUGUAAGCACCACCAGCGUGGAAAAGUCGUCGGGGAAGUGGUGGGGAGCCGCAGUGAGCGACCACUACUUUGUAGCAGCUCCGCGGAAUGCUUUAGAAGUGCUUGUCAUGGACUUGCACACCAGGCAUGUCUACGGAGUAGCAAAUGUUGAGGGAUCUGACAGCUCUGAUAAAUGGAGGAAUCCGGCGGUGGUUGCGCACAAAUUCUUUGCCAGCCCAAUAUCAUCAAACUCCAUAUUGGAGAUCGAUUUCACAAACCACACUCACGAGGUUGACCGACUGGAGUAG
This is a messenger RNA of Symbiodinium pilosum, 3801 nucleotides long. NCBI's taxonomy places the organism in Eukaryota, Dinophyceae, Suessiales, Symbiodiniaceae. The record is from the annotation of a GenBank genome assembly.